AUGUCGGGAAACGAGAAGCUGACUCCGGUUCAACUCAACGCGAUUUAUUUAGAGAGAAUCGGAAAAGAGCAUCGACACCAGAGGCUUCACACUGAGUUCAGCAUCAACCCUCACAAGAGACUUCAUGUUCUGACAGAGAAACCCAUGUCCAGGAAACCAACGGAGCUGAUUGAGGAGAAUUCUGCCUUCAUCGAGGCCUUCCACAAGGCUCGUCUGGAACCCACCAAGAAGUAUUCAACGCCCCUGACUGAGAGUCAGGAGGUAGGAUGGGUGUCAGAUCCACUGAUUCCACUCAACUGCCAAGACGAGAGGUUUAACUUCCACCGGGCGAGCACCGACGUCACCAGACACACAGAAAGUGCCCUGAGGAAAUGUAAUUAA
Molecule: messenger RNA, 381 nt
Organism: Limanda limanda (common dab)
Lineage: Eukaryota; Metazoa; Chordata; Actinopteri; Pleuronectiformes; Pleuronectidae
Gene: cfap144
Product: cilia and flagella associated protein 144
Exons: 4
Coding region: 1-381 (126 amino acids)
Cellular component (GO): ciliary base
Source: RefSeq, a predicted model, not a curated record